GUCUUGUUAACAAAGGGACAGAAUGGUCCCAGGGUUCCUUCUUCUUCCUUUCAGUUAAGAGCUCAAGAGUGGAAGUGGGCUGGGGAUGGUGUCGGGGGCCCAAGCUUCCAGCUUCCAAAGGCCCCUGCCUCUUUGCCCUUUGAGCUCAGUCCAGAUGGGAGCUGGCUCCUUCAGAAAGGGGGCUCAGAACAGGGUGUGGGGAGCUACCUCUCUCUGCCUCCCCCCACCACAUCUGCCUGCAGGGCUGGGAGCCCCCACGAGCCAGUGGUCCUGAGCCUUCUGAAGUUAGGAUUCUGCCUGGUGGUGGGGAUCCUGACAUCAAGGAUGGGACACCGUGGAUGGAGGUUCCUGGGGCCUGGCCCCCAAGACUAUGAAGAGCCUUUGCUGAGGCCAUGAGGGGUUACCAUGGCGACCGAGGCAGCCAUCCCCGCCCAGCCCGCUUUGCUGACCAGCAGCAUAUGGACGUGGGCCCAGCUGCCAGGGCCCCAUACCUGUUGGGCUCCAGGGAGGCCUUCUCCACUGAGCCCCGCUUCUGUGCCCCAAGAGCUGGCCUGGGACACAUUUCUCCUGAAGGGCCCCUGAGCCUGAGUGAAGGGCCAUCGGUAGGCCCUGAGGGAGGGACAGGGGGGGCCGGGGUUGGGGGGGGUAGCAGCACCUUCCCCAGGAUGUACCCUGGCCAAGGCCCCUUCGACACCUGUGAAGACUGUGUGGGCCACCCACAGGGCAAGGGUGCCCCCCGCCUGCCUCCCACACUCCUGGAUCAGUUUGAAAAGCAGUUGCCAGUUCAACAAGAUGGCUUCCACACGCUACCAUACCAGCGAGGGCCAGCAGGGGCGGGGCCCGGGCCAGCACCAGGGACUGGCACUGCCCCAGAGCCCCGCAGCGAGAGCCCUAGCCGCAUCCGGCACCUGGUUCAUUCUGUGCAGAAGCUCUUUGCCAAGUCUCACUCUCUGGAGGCGCCGGGGAAGCGGGACUAUAACGGGCCCAAAGCUGAGGGAAGAGGUGGCUCUGGAGGAGACAGCUACCCCGGCCCGGGUUCCGGAGGCCCCCACACCUCCCACCACCACCAUCACCACCACCAUCACCACCACCACCAGUCCCGGCACGGCAAGAGGAGCAAGAGCAAGGACCGAAAGGGGGAUGGGCGGCACCAGGCCAAAUCCACAGGCUGGUGGAGCUCCGAUGACAACUUGGACAGUGACAGCGGCUUCCUGGCGGGUGGGAGGCCCCCUGGGGAGCCUGGUGGUCCCUUCUGCCUGGAGGCUCCAGAUGGGUCCUACCGGGACUUGAGCUUCAAGGGGCGCUCGGGCGGGUCAGAAGGCCGCUGCCUUGCCUGCACUGGCAUGUCCAUGUCACUGGAUGGACAGUCAGUCAAGCGAAGUGCCUGGCAUACCAUGAUGGUCAGCCAGGGCCGGGAUGGAUACCCGGGGGCCGGGCCAGGCAAGGGGCUCCUGGGUCCAGAGACCAAGGCCAAAGCCAGGACUUAUCACUAUCUGCAGGUGCCGCAAGAUGACUGGGGGGGUUACCCCACUGGUGGCAAGGAUGGGGAGAUCCCCUGCCGCAGGAUGCGGAGCGGCAGCUACAUCAAAGCCAUGGGGGAUGAGGAGAGCGGAGACUCCGACGGCAGCCCCAAGACAUCUCCCAAAGCAGUCGCCCGACGCUUCACCACCCGUCGCUCCUCCAGCGUGGACCAGGCCAGGAUCAACUGCUGUGUCCCACCCCGGAUCCACCCCCGGAGCUCCAUCCCUGGCUACAGCCGUUCCCUCACCACCGGACAGCUCAGCGAUGAGUUGAACCAGCAGCUGGAGGCCGUGUGCGGGUCCGUGUUUGGGGAGCUGGAGUCCCAGGCCGUGGACGCCCUGGACCUGCCCGGCUGUUUCCGCAUGCGGAGCCACAGCUACCUCCGGGCCAUCCAGGCCGGCUGCUCUCAAGACGACGACUGCCUGCCCCUCCUCGCUGCCCCUGCUGCUGUCUCAGGGAGGCCCGGCUCCUCCUUCAACUUCAGAAAGGCCCCGCCCCCCAUCCCGCCGGGAAGCCAGGCCCCGCCCCGCAUCUCCAUCACCGCCCAGAGCAGCACCGACUCCGCGCAGGAGAGCUUCACCGCGGCCGAGGGCCCCGCCCGGCGCUGCAGCUCCGCCGACGGCCUGGACGGCCCCGCCAUGGGCGCACGCACCCUGGAGUUGGCGCCGGUGCCGCCCCGGGCCAGCCCCAAGCCCCCCACACUCAUCAUCAAGACCAUCCCUGGCAGGGAGGAGCUGCGGAGCCUGGCGCGGCAGCGGAAGUGGCGGCCGUCCAUUGGGGUGCAGGUGGAGACGAUCUCAGACUCGGACACCGAGAACAGGAGCCGGAGGGAGUUCCACUCCAUCGGCGUGCAGGUGGAAGAGGACAAGAGGCGAGCAAGGUUCAAGCGCUCCAACAGCGUGACGGCCGGCGUGCAGGCAGACCUGGAGCUGGAGGGCCUGGCUGGCCUGGCCACGGUUGCCACAGAAGACAAGGCCCUGCAGUUUGGACGCUCCUUCCAGAGGCAUGCCUCUGAGCCCCAGCCUGGGCCCCGGGCCCCCACCUACUCAGUCUUCCGCACAGUCCACACGCAGGGCCAGUGGGCCUACCGUGAGGGCUACCCACUGCCGUAUGAGCCGCCGGCCACCGAUGGGUCACCCGGCCCUGCCCCCGCCCCCACCCCUGGCCCCGGGGCUGGCCGCCGUGACUCCUGGAUAGAGCGUGGUUCCCGUAGCCUCCCUGACUCAGGCCGUGCGUCCCCCUGCCCACGGGACGGCGAGUGGUUCAUCAAGAUGCUGCGGGCAGAGGUGGAGAAGCUGGAGCACUGGUGCCAGCAGAUGGAGCGUGAGGCGGAGGACUAUGAGCUACCCGAGGAGAUCCUGGAGAAGAUCCGCAGCGCUGUGGGCAGCACACAACUUCUCCUGUCCCAGAAGGUUCAGCAGUUCUUCCGGCUCUGUCAGCAAAGCAUGGAUCCCACUGCGUUCCCUGUGCCCACCUUCCAGGACCUGGCGGGUUUCUGGGACCUCCUACAGCUCUCCAUCGAGGAUGUGACCCUCAAGUUCCUGGAGCUACAGCAACUCAAGGCCAACAGCUGGAAGCUCCUGGAGCCUAAGGAGGAGAAGAAGGUCCCUCCGCCGAUACCAAAGAAGCCCCUGCGGGGCCGGGGCGUGCCGGUGAAGGAGCGCUCCCUGGACUCCGUGGACAGGCAGCGGCAGGAAGCGCGCAAGCGGCUCCUGGCGGCCAAGCGCGCCGCUUCCUUCCGCCACAGCUCGGCCACCGAGAGUGCCGACAGCAUCGAGAUCUACAUCCCCGAGGCCCAGACCAGGCUGUGACCGGUCCGGCCCGCCCAGCCCGGCCCGGGUCCGCGGUUCUCCACCCGUACUGUACACCCAGCGUCGAGGUCACUGUGAACGCGGGCCGCCCCGAGCGCCCGCCCCACCGGCACCGCACGCCCCGGCCCCCGGGCCCGUCGCACUCCGUGGGUUUUUUACCUUCCUGACCCCACGCGAAGGCGCCCGGGCUGGGCAGGGGGCCGUGCCUCUCCGCCCUGCGCCCCUCACCUGGAUCCCCCGCCCACCUGGUCCGACGCUUUGUCCCCACCUCCUCCCCAUGGGCACCAUCUCUGCCAUUCUUUUCCCCCACGGGCCAGGCCGGGCCGGGUCCCCCAUCUGGGCUCUGCGUUCCCCCCCACCCCGCGGGGCUGGGCUUCGUGGGGAUCAAGCUUCGUGGCUUUUUAUGAAGAAUCCCGAACCCCGCCUAGGAGCCUGCCCCACCCUCCCAGGGGCUCCAUCCUCAGCCCUCAGCCCACCGGGCCCAGGGACCACAGUGGCUGGACCAACCCAGGACCAGGGCGCCUGGGCCUCUCCCCUUUCCCAGCGGCUGGGGAGGGGAGAUGGGGGCUUCCCCUCACCACACCUGUGGCUGUUCCCACAUCCCCUUGAGUAUCCCAGGAAAAAUAAAACGGCAGAACUGCA
Messenger RNA from Saimiri boliviensis boliviensis (Bolivian squirrel monkey), 3974 nucleotides. It is a transcript of the gene DLGAP3, whose product is annotated as DLG associated protein 3. Gene Ontology annotation, biological process: signaling. NCBI's taxonomy places the organism in Eukaryota, Metazoa, Chordata, Mammalia, Primates, Cebidae. Gene Ontology annotation, cellular component: postsynaptic specialization; glutamatergic synapse. Gene Ontology annotation, molecular function: molecular adaptor activity. The record is from RefSeq and is a predicted model, not a curated record.